Naegleria lovaniensis is the source of this 1770-nucleotide messenger RNA. RefSeq lists its product as uncharacterized. Gene Ontology annotation, cellular component: SCF ubiquitin ligase complex. The record is from RefSeq and is a predicted model, not a curated record. Lineage: Eukaryota; Heterolobosea; Eutetramitea; Acrasida; Naegleriidae. The transcript has 2 exons. Bases 1 to 1770 code for a protein of 589 amino acids. Gene Ontology annotation, molecular function: protein binding. Gene Ontology annotation, biological process: SCF-dependent proteasomal ubiquitin-dependent protein catabolic process.
AUGCAAUUUCUAGAUCAUGUAUUCGUGAUCGGAACGUGCUCCGUGGUGUGUCAACAGUGGCAUCAAAUUUCUUCCAAGAUUCCUUUCCAUUUCAAUUUUAAACACAAAAGACGAGCCUUGAUUCCACUCAUUUUGAAUUCAACUCUGAAUUAUGAAUUGAACAUCAUUGAAUUAAAUUUAAAUGACAUGAACUUGGGAGAUGAUUUUAUUGAAAAGUUGUCGUCCAAUUAUGGUAUGAUGACAUUGAAACACUUGAAAAUUUUAAAAAUUAGAAAAUGUUGUCGUGAGAAUGGUGUGAAAUGGAUUGCAACAAGUUCCGUAAUGAAAAAUUUAACACAAUUGAACAUUUCUGAUUGCAAUGUUGAUUCUGACAUGCUCAGCGUGGUUGCUACCAGUUCAUACAUGCAAAACUUGACCAAGUUAAAUAUUUCAAGUAAUGGAUUUGAUGAUGACGGAGUGAUUUCAUUGUCAAAAAGUGAAUACAUGUCCAAUCUCACUUCUCUAAAUAUGAACAGGUGUGGAUUUACAGAAAUUGGGAUGAUUUCUUUGAUCCAUAGUCCGUACAUUCGAAAUUUGAGAUCGUUGAAAUAUGCAAGUGAUCAUUCAGCAUUAUCAGCAGAAACUGUCGAGAGAAUGGCUUCUUCGGAUCAAUUUAAACAUUUAACCAAGCUUUCGUUGUGCGAAUUAUUGGAAAACGACAGCUAUUCAACAAUUGCUAAUAGUGAAACUAUGAAAAACUUAACAUCAAUUACAAUCAACCAGUCAAUAUUGUUAGAACAUGCAAUUCAAUGCUUUGCAUCAAGUCCUUUCAUGUCCAAUUUAACUGAAAUAUCAGCUAAUGACCACAUUCACGAGAACGACAAUACCUCAGGAGGAGAGCUCGCUAUUGCCCAAUCCAAAUAUCUCAAAAAGUUGAAACGUCUCCAUAUCUAUUCCAGAAACGAUCAAGUGCUCAAAGAAUUAUUUACGAGUGAAAAUGUCAAGAAUUUGACUGAAUUGAGUGGAGUCAUGUAUUUAUCAAUCAAUAGAUAUUUGACCAAAUUGAAAUACUUGAGACUUGUAGACUUUCCAGACGAUGCAAUUGAAUCUAUUUGUCAGUCAGAAAACAUUUCAACAUUGAUUGCUCUUGAAUUGAGAAGUGAUCGUCAAAACUCCUCUUCCUCAUUAAUUUCCAUUGCAAAAAGUCCUUUUCUUAAGAAUUUACAACAAUUAUGUCUUGGAUUUAUCGAUUAUCCCAACAAGGGAUUUGAAGAAUUGUGUGCUUCACAAAACAUGAAACAUUUACAAGUGCUUGAAAUUGGUAAUCUUUCCACAAAUGCCUUAGAAUGUAUUCGUGAAAGUCCCUAUUUGAAUCAGCUUAGAGUUUUGCAAUUAUUGGCAGACGGAUAUUGGUUUUAUAUAUAUGGAAACAUUCAAAACUGUACUGUAUUAGCCAAUUGUUCGAACAUGUCAAAUUUAACAGAAUUGGAUCUUUCUUUCAAUGCCAUAGAUGAUGAAAGUGCAGUCGCCAUUGCCAAUGGUUCACAUUUGAAUAAUUUAAGAAAAUUAUGGUUGUUUGAGAAUGCAGUUGGCAAUGAGGGAUUUCUUGCUUUACUAAAAAGUAGCUGUUUAAGGUUGGAUUAUCUAGAUUUAGCUUAUAACAGUAUUAAGGAUGAUGCUGUUGAGGACUGGAAUGAGCUCGUUCCAUAUGCGACCUACAUGACAUUGUUAAAACUUGAAGGGAAUGAUAUCACUGAAGAACAUCUUUCAUUAGUUUGUCGAUGGUUUUAA